AUGGAUGAGCCGAUCACGGCCUCAUUUACCAACAAAUUUAUCAUCAUUUCUAUGUACGUGUUAAUAAUAGUAUUAGGCUUCGUUGGUAAUAUUUGUCUAUGUUACGUUUUGGUAAAGGUUCUCCACGUUUCAUUCGAUUCAUUUCUGACGAAGCUAAUCAAUAAAAAAAUCGCCAAUAGUCGAAUCCAGUUUCACGAGCUAAUUUCCUCGAAACGCGAAAGCUCAGGAAUUCGCAUAUCUAAAAAAAUUGAUAAUAGGCGGAGCAGCUUGAAAAUCGUUCUAUGCGCUCCCACAAAUUAUUUCAUCCUCAAUUUGGCCAUCGCUGACCUCUGCAUGGUAGUAGUGUGCGUCCCAUUUAAUAUGAUAAGCGAUUAUAUACUAGGCUAUUGGCCAUACGGUUCAAAUUUAUGUAAAAUCAUAUCUUUCUUACAAGCCACAUCAAUCAUGGCGAGCGUUUUAACUAUGACUGUUUUAACUGUGGAUAGGUAUAUGACGAUCAUGAGUCCGAUAAAUUCUAAAAGACGAAUAACUAUCUCGAGAGCAAAAUUUAUCAUCAUUUUAAUAUGGUUCAUGUCUUCUUUCAUAUCACUUCCCAUACCAUUGGUGUCUCGUUUAGAGUUUUUUCCGAGUUUAACGAAAAAUAUCCAACAGAAACCUCUUGUUAAUAAUACCACGAUUCUCAGCAAGAUUUUGCUUAAUCAUGUUAUAAUUGAUCGAUCUUACGAGAGCAGAGAAUCAUCUUUUGUAAAGAAUGCAAAUCUAAAUAAUAUUUAUCGUGUUGGAAACGAUUCCCAUUCUAAAAAUUUUUUAAUGGAUGCGCACCAACCAAAUCCCAAAUCUUACACCUUUUGUAGAGAAGACUGGUUUAAAAAUAGAAACAAGAUUAUAUUUAGCGCUGUAUGGAUGUUUUUUCACUACGUGGUUCCAUUUGGUACCCUUUUAUUCGCCUAUAUAAAUAUUGGUAAAAAAUUGAAUUCUUCUAACUUAUCUACAGAAUUCGACGGUCAUUAUGAGAAAGUACAAAAAUCACGAAUAAAAGUAUAA
This is a messenger RNA of Gordionus sp. m RMFG-2023, 1044 nucleotides long. Its product is annotated as alpha-2 adrenergic receptor-like. Gene Ontology annotation, cellular component: membrane. Lineage: Eukaryota; Metazoa; Nematomorpha; Gordioida; Chordodea; Parachordodidae. The record is from RefSeq and is a predicted model, not a curated record. Gene Ontology annotation, molecular function: G protein-coupled receptor activity. Bases 1 to 1044 code for a protein of 347 amino acids. Gene Ontology annotation, biological process: G protein-coupled receptor signaling pathway. The transcript has a single exon.